UUGUUAGAGCUCAUGAGUGAUGUUGACACUUGUUACAGAACAUGAAUUCUAAGUGAUUGUUUCAUUUUCCCUUUUAGACACAAAAUUGUUAACAAUUAAAUGGUUAACCAAUUUUACCAUUUUUAAUUUAUUUCCACAAUUUAACCAUGUUCUCUUUUAGUUUAAUUAACUGUGGUAAUUUAAUCUAUCCUAAGAUGAGAUGGACUUUUCUUAUUGUUUGUCUAUUCCAGUCAUCUUUUGGCUUUCAGGUGAAACAUUUGCCUAUGUUAAUGCCCAAUGUUCAGCCAACUCAGAAAGACACCUAUUUGUGUACAGCAUUUAAAAUGCCCCAAAAAGAGACCGAAUAUGUGAUUGAAUUUCUUCCAAAUGCCACCAUGGCCACAGCUCAUCAUAUCUUAAUCUAUGGGUGUAAAGUGCCGGGUUAUUAUGAGAGAGAUACUCCUCGAGCUGUUUGGGAUUGUGGUGAAAUGUCCAGUUCUUCGGGCACUCAAUCAGCAUAUCGACGAUCAUCUGUCUGUUCUGGAGCUUCAUCAAUCAUUUAUGCUUGGGCUAUGGAUGCACCGGAACUUAUAUUACCUCAAUCGGUUGGAUUUAAGGUUGGAAAAGGGACCGACAUCAAUUUCCUAGUAUUACAAGUCCAUUAUGCUCAUGUCGAUAAAUUUAUUGCCGGGGAAACCGAUUCAUCGGGUAUAACACUUUCCAUGGUUCCAGGUCAUGCCAAUAUUGUCACCAAACGAGCUGGAGUCCUGCUCCUUGGGACCAGUGGUCUGAUUCCGGCAAAUUCAUAUGAACACAUGGAAACAACUUGUACCAUCUCUCAACCCAUUGAAUUACACCCAUUCGCUUUUCGUACCCAUACCCAUAAAUUGGGUAAAGUUGUGUCAGGUUGGUUUGUGCGAGAUGGAAAUUGGCAAUUAAUCGGUAAACAUGACCCUCAAAAACCACAGAUGUUUUAUCCAAUUUCUGAAGAAUCGAUUGUCAUCAAACAAGGUGAUAUUGUCGCAGCUCGAUGUACAAUGGAUAAUUAUUUACCUUUUAUGGUCUCAAUUGGAUCUACCGGUGAUGAUGAGAUGUGUAACUUUUACCUAAUGUAUUGGGUUGAUGGAGAUGAUGAAUUGCAUCGUAAAUAUUGUUUCUCCCCUGGUCCACCCCUUUACUAUUGGUCCACUGAUCCUUUGUUACAGGGUAAAAUCUCAAAUGCUGUUGAUCGAAUGGCAAGUGAAUUAUAAGGAAACUAAUCAACUUUAAGAUAAUUAAACGUAAACCUUGUCAUCUCAUAUCAAAUGCAAUUCGUGAUGAAGGAGAAACGAAUCAAAAACAACAGAGACUGAGAAAUUAACAAAGAAUCAUGACAAUCAUCAUUCCAAGUCAACUAAAUUUAAUCAUGAAAAUUUAUUCUUCCUCUUCUUAUUGAAAACAAAUUUCCUGAAACGACCUUAAUCCAGUUCCAUUCCAUGACAAUUUACUAAAUCACCUGAAU
Messenger RNA from Panonychus citri (citrus red mite), 1480 nucleotides. RefSeq names its product peptidylglycine alpha-hydroxylating monooxygenase-like. NCBI's taxonomy places the organism in Eukaryota, Metazoa, Arthropoda, Arachnida, Trombidiformes, Tetranychidae. The record is from RefSeq and is a predicted model, not a curated record. The transcript has 3 exons. Gene Ontology annotation, cellular component: extracellular region. Bases 147 to 1229 code for a protein of 360 amino acids. Gene Ontology annotation, molecular function: oxidoreductase activity, acting on paired donors, with incorporation or reduction of molecular oxygen, reduced ascorbate as one donor, and incorporation of one atom of oxygen; copper ion binding.